AUGUCUCAGAAUCAACGAGAGGCUUGGGAGCGCGUGCAGCUCAUGCUGCAGAGACGUAAGGGUGGCAUCCCCGGUGGUGGUCGCGGUGGUAUGGGCUUGGCCGGUCUUGUCCUGGUCGGAGUCGGAGCCUGGGCAGUCUCGAAUUCGCUCUUCAACGUUGACGGUGGUCACCGUGCUAUCAAAUACUCAAGAUUCAGUGGUGUGCGGAAGGAAAUCUACAGCGAAGGAACCCACCUUCGUAUUCCCUGGAUCGAGACCCCCAUUAUUUACGAUGUCCGCGCUAAACCGCGCAACAUUGCCUCCUUGACUGGAACCAAGGAUUUGCAGAUGGUCAACAUCACUUGCCGUGUGCUUUCCCGGCCCCGCGUGGAUGCUCUUCCCCAGAUCUACCGGACCCUCGGCGGAGACUUCGAUGAGCGUGUGCUGCCAUCUAUUGUCAACGAAGUGCUGAAGAGCGUUGUUGCUCAGUUCAACGCCAGCCAGCUGAUCACUCAACGUGAGAACGUUGCCCGUCUGGUCCGCGAGAACUUGGCUCGUCGUGCUGCCCGUUUCAACAUUGCCCUUGAUGAUGUUUCCCUGACCCACCUGACCUUCUCUCCCGAAUUCACUGCUGCCGUUGAAGCUAAGCAAGUAGCUCAGCAAGAUGCUCAGCGUGCUGCUUUCCUGGUCGACAAGGCUCGCCAAGAGAAGCAGGCUUUCAUUGUCCGCGCGCAGGGUGAGGCCCGUUCCGCCGAGCUGAUUGGAGAGGCCAUUAAAAAGAGUAAGAGCUACAUCGAGCUGCGUAAGAUUGAGAAUGCUCGCCAAAUUGCUCAGCUCUUGCAAGAGAACGGCCAGAACAAGCUUUACCUCGAUGCUCAAGGCCUGGGACUUAACGUGAACGCAAGCAGCGAAGAAGGCAAAUAA
Penicillium angulare is the source of this 903-nucleotide messenger RNA. RefSeq names its product prohibitin subunit PHB2. The coding region runs from base 1 to 903 and encodes 300 amino acids. Lineage: Eukaryota; Fungi; Ascomycota; Eurotiomycetes; Eurotiales; Aspergillaceae. Gene Ontology annotation, cellular component: mitochondrion; membrane. The record is from RefSeq and is a predicted model, not a curated record. The transcript is spliced from 4 exons. Gene Ontology annotation, biological process: mitochondrion organization.